CAGGUGGACCAGGCCAUCCUCUCGGAAGAGGACCGAGUCGUGGUCAUCCGCUUCGGGCACGACUGGGACCCCACCUGCAUGAAAAUGGAUGAAGUCUUAUACAGCAUCGCCGAGAAGAAAUGGCAAAUUAAAGGGGGAGAUCCUUCCUCAUCCUCUUGCUUACAAGCCAUGUUUGGAUCUCUGCUGUUUUAAAGAAAAUUUAUCACCUAAACUUACAGCAUAAUUAGCAAGAAAAAAAAUUCAAAUAAAUAUUGACAGUACAGACUUUCAAGUUUGCACUUACUGUGUGUGCAGCCUCUUUCAGGUAAAAAACUUUGCUGUUAUUUAUCUUGUGGAUAUCACUGAAGUACCAGACUUCAACAAGAUGUACGAGUUGUACGAUCCCUGUACUGUCAUGUUUUUCUUCAGGAACAAACACAUCAUGAUUGAUUUGGGUACAGGUAAUAACAACAAGAUCAACUGGGCAAUGGAAGAUAAGCAAGAGAUGAUUGACAUUAUAGAAACUGUUUAUAGAGGAGCCCGCAAAGGUCGAGGUUUGGUGGUAUCGCCAAAAGAUUAUUCCACUAAAUACAGAUACUGACGUUUCUUUGGAGAUGCCUUUUUUUUAACCCUACAUCCACUUAAAUUUAUUCUUGUGUAUGUGUGUACAUAUAUAUAUAUAUUAAAAGAAAAAAAAACUACAAAUCCUUCAACUUUGAGCAUAUUUUGAAUUAUUUAAAAGGUUUGAAUUCUGUUUGGAAAAGUAGAAGACACGAAGCCUGGAACUGUCUGACUGCAGUAAUACUGUAGCUGAAUUUUGGGUUGUUUUUUUAUUUUCAUUUUUUAAAGACUUUACUCUGUGUUGUGCUUUUGGUAUUAUGUAUUUUUGUACACCAAAAGCCUGUUUGCAGAAAAACAUUUAGACUGGUUUUGUUUGCUUUUGUUACACAAAUAACUGGGAAAACUAUACUAUGGCUUUUUUUAAAAGAAUAAAGUGAGUUCCACUUAUUCACCUUAA
This is a messenger RNA of Harpia harpyja (harpy eagle), 997 nucleotides long. It is a transcript of the gene TXNL4A, whose product is annotated as thioredoxin like 4A. Gene Ontology annotation, cellular component: U4/U6 x U5 tri-snRNP complex; U5 snRNP; spliceosomal complex. Bases 365 to 580 code for a protein of 71 amino acids. The transcript has 5 exons. Lineage: Eukaryota; Metazoa; Chordata; Aves; Accipitriformes; Accipitridae. The record is from RefSeq and is a predicted model, not a curated record. Gene Ontology annotation, biological process: mRNA splicing, via spliceosome.